Molecule: messenger RNA, 1158 nt
Organism: Coccidioides immitis RS
Lineage: Eukaryota; Fungi; Ascomycota; Eurotiomycetes; Onygenales; Onygenaceae
Exons: 1
Coding region: 39-815 (258 amino acids)
Source: RefSeq, a predicted model, not a curated record
CAAAAACUGCAUUCUAUCUGCCAGCCACUACCUCCAUCAUGGCCGACGUACGUGCACUAUUGCGCAAUGAGCUCGCAUCACGAGCGUCUGCUACCGACAGGCAGAAAAAGAAGAGAAAGCUCGAGUCCGCACCCACAGAAAUACGCAAAAAGCUCAAACCGAUUGACCAGACUGAGGAAUCAGCAGGAGAAGAAAAUGAGAAAGAGAAAGCAUCGCCUACUGAAGAAACAGGCCCGUCCCCAGAUAUUGCGAUAGUGCCAGCGGCGAACGCUGCGACAGAAAACCCCCUUCCACUGCCAGCACAAGCCACAGCUUCAACAAAACAGCAGGAGGCACCUCAAGCUAUUGAUGAAGACGAAUGGGCAGCUUUCGAGCGUUUCGUUGCUGCACCUACCAGGAUACAAGUUCCUGCCGCUGUUUUGAACUCCGGUGCCACAAUAUGCGCCGCACCUGUCUCAGCUGCUGAAUUGGCCAAACACGAGGAGGCACAGCGUGAAUCGCGGACAAAGGCUCGCGAGGCUGAAUUGCAGGGCGAACAGGAAGAGGCUACACGGUCGCUUGAAGAAGAAUUCGAUGAGAUGGAGCAACUGGACGAACGUGUUAAACGACUGAAGGAAAAACGGGAAGAAAUAUUGAGACGCCGACAACAAGGUUUACUGAAGGACAUGGUGAACUCUGAAGGCGAUUCAGUACGAGGGAAUAUUGAAACCCCUGGAAGCGGAAAUGUAUUUGAGUACGAAGAGGAUGAAGACAUCGAUGAUGAUGAUGAUGAUGAUGACGAUGAUGAUGAAUGGGACAACUGGCGCUUCAAAUAAUGCCAAUGAGACGUGAUGGCACAUCUGAAUUUCCAAUGCCCAGUUUACUAAAAUUAUGAUACCCUUCUCCGUUAAUCGCUUUGUCAAAAACCACUAUGGACGUGCUGCUAGCAGGAAAAUGAGUCAGGAUACCAAGAAAUGUAUGAGAGACACUCACAGUGGCAUAGUGUGUUUGAUGAUAGCAUUAUAUAGUUACUCCAUGCUCCCUUUCGAUGCCUUGAUCAUGAUGGAUCUGCCUUAGACUUUUGCUUCAGAGUAACUGCUCUGAUUGUUCUACCACUUUAUUUGCUUUACCUCCCUAAAAAGUAUUUAAUAAUUUCAGUUUUCCAAUGAUUCCAACUCG